AUGGAGUACAUCGAGGGCAAGGAGCUGGAGCGGGUUUGGGGAACUAUGACUUCUGAGGAGCAACGUGACGUCGUGCGUCAGCUUCACGGGUACCUCAAACAACUCCAUGCGCUCACACCCCCACAUCCUGGUGCCGUAGAAGCCAUAGAUGGCACCGCUUGCAAGGACUUCCACAUUCGCACCAACGCUGAGGGCUGUGGCCCUUUCGCGUCGGUCACAGACUUCCAGGAGUUCUUAGGCUAUGACUGGCUGAUGACUCGGAGCGAGGUGCGUGCGCGCUUUCCUCAACACGAGGAAUCUCUGCGCAUUUGCGAGCAGCGCGCCGGACCCUAUCGCACCGUGUUCACGCACUGUGACUUGGCCCCGCGGAAUAUUCUUGUCAAGGGCUCCACAAUUGUCGCUAUAGUGGACUGGGAAAUGGCCACCUGGAUGCCUGAGUACUGGGAAUACACGACUUGUGCCUUCGCAAACCGCAACAUGCCAACAUUUUGGGAUCUUAUGAACGAAGAAGGGUUUCCAGAACAAUAUCCCGCAGAGUUUGGGGUUGAAAGAUGUCUGUCUAGCAUUGUUACCCGUUACUAG
Mycena indigotica is the source of this 582-nucleotide messenger RNA. Its product is annotated as Kinase-like protein. The coding region runs from base 1 to 582 and encodes 193 amino acids. Lineage: Eukaryota; Fungi; Basidiomycota; Agaricomycetes; Agaricales; Mycenaceae. The transcript has a single exon. The record is from RefSeq and is a predicted model, not a curated record.